GAAAUUACAUAUACACGGCUGUGGCUCUCUCUUACACUCUCAGUUUUGAGUUUCAACUCACAACUUACAAGCUCUUCACAGGUGAAAGAGAAAAUGGGACAAGCCUUAGGCUGUGUUCAAGUGGAUCAGUCUAACGUUGCUAUUAAGGAAACAUUUGGGAAGUUUGAUGAUAUACUUGAACCAGGAUGUCAUUGUGUGCCCUGGUUUUUCGGAAGCAACCUGGCUGGGCAGCUCUCGCUUCGUGUUCAGCAGCUAGAUGUCCGUUGUGAAACAAAGACAAAGGAUAAUGUCUUUGUCACUGUUGUAGCUUCUAUUCAAUACCGUGCUAUAGCAGAGAAGGCUUCUGAUGCAUUCUAUAAGCUCAGCAAUACCAGAGCACAGAUCCAAUCUUAUGUUUUUGAUGUUAUCAGGGCAAGUGUUCCAAAGCUAGAUCUGGAUUCAACAUUUGAGCAAAAGAAUGAUAUAGCAAAAGCUGUUGAAGAGGAACUUGAAAAGGCCAUGUCCCAUUAUGGAUUUGAGAUAGUCCAGACGCUUAUUGUUGAUAUUGAACCGGAUGAGCGUGUGAAGAGAGCAAUGAAUGAGAUUAAUGCAGCUGCUAGAAUGAGGGUAGCUGCUAAUGAAAAAGCUGAAGCAGAGAAGAUUCUGCAGAUUAAGCGAGCAGAGGGGGAUGCAGAGUCCAAAUAUCUGGCAGGGCUUGGCAUAGCUCGGCAGCGCCAAGCAAUUGUUGAUGGGUUGAGAGACAGUGUGCUGGCCUUCUCUUCUAAUGUACCUGGGACAUCAUCAAAGGAUGUCAUGGACAUGGUUCUAGUGACUCAGUACUUCGACACAAUGAAAGAGAUUGGUGCAUCGUCAAAGACCAAUUCAGUUUUCAUUCCUCAUGGACCGGGUGUUGUGAGAGACGUUGCCUCACAGAUAAGGGACGGCUUUAUUCAGGCAAAUGUCAAUUAGGAUUGUAGUAAGUAAUGUAGAUACAUAUGAAUAGUUUGUUUUUUGUACGGACAUACAUUUUAAGAUUGUUCUUAGCGUGUCUGACUUUCCUUUUUCAUUUCGUUGAGCAAAUAAAUAAACCCACCGUCGUUGAUUGUAAUUGCAACAUAUUUCAAUGUAAAGCGUAUUGAUUGUUUGUCCAUAAAA
This is a messenger RNA of Cannabis sativa, 1134 nucleotides long. RefSeq names its product hypersensitive-induced response protein 2. The transcript has 6 exons. The record is from RefSeq and is a predicted model, not a curated record. NCBI's taxonomy places the organism in Eukaryota, Viridiplantae, Streptophyta, Magnoliopsida, Rosales, Cannabaceae. Bases 94 to 948 code for a protein of 284 amino acids.